UCUCUAAAAUUUUAACUACUCAGACUUACUUCACUCAAUGAUACUACUGAUGCUACUGGUGAUUAUACGUAUAUAAAAAGUGUAUAUAACUGUGUGUGUAUGUAUAUAAUAUACGUAUAAAUGGAGGUAACGGCAGAAUCCAAUUCAUGGAGAGAUGAGCUGGCGAGCUUAGUGGGGGAUACAGGGAUAAGGCUCAACGGAGAUUCAAUCGCAGUUUCGGCGAAGCUGUCGCCGCCGCCGCUGGCGGCGGCGGAGGAGGAGGAGGAGACGGCGGAGAGUUUGAAGGAUCAAAUCAAGGGUUUCGCUACGGCGUGGGGUGAACUGGCGGUGGAAUUGGGGAGAGGGUGCAGGGAUGUUGUGCGGCAGACGAUAUUGACCGACGAUUCUUACAUUGUGAAGAAGACCAAAGGACCGUUGGCCGAGGUUUCGGAGAAACUGAGGUUUCUGAACGAUUUCUUGCCGGAGGACCGCGAUCCGGUGCACGUUUGGCCUGUCAUCUUCUUCGUCUUUAUUGUUGCCCUUGCUGUUUUGAGCGUAAAUAGCAAACACGACGGUUCUAUUUCGACGGUGAAGAGAGUGUCGAUACACCCUCCUAGUGGUGCACGCAUAUUGCUUCCGGACGGUAGAUACAUAGCGUAUCACGAAAUCGGAGUUGCAGCUGAUAAAGCCAGAUUUUCCGUUAUCGUCCCACACGGUUUUCUCUCUUCUCGAUUUGCGGGUAUCUUGGGCAUCAAAGUUUCAUUGCUGGAAGAAUUCGGUGUUCGUCUCAUCGGUUACGAUCUACCAGGUUUUGGAGAAAGCGAUCCACAUUCAAACAGAAGUCUUAAUUCAUCGGCUCUGGAUAUGUCACACUUGGCAUAUUCCGUCGGAAUAAACGGUAAAUUCUGGGUUCUUGGAUAUUCGAGUGGCUCUUUGCAUGCUUGGGCUGCUCUAAAGUAUAUUCCAGAUCAAAUUGCAGGUGCAGCCAUGUUAGCCCCGUUGGUUAAUCCAUACGAUUCGAGCAUGACAAGAGAAGAGAAUUCCAGCACUUGGAGAAAUUGGACACGAAGAAGAAGAUUAUUGUUCUAUUUGGCUCGAAAAUUUCCGAAGUUCCUUAAUUACUUCUAUAGUCGAACUUUUCUCUCUGGGAAGCAUGGUCAAAUAGAUAAGUGGUUAUCCUUAAAACUCGGAAAGAAGGAUAAAGAUCUCGUUGAAACAUCGGCUUUCGAGAAAAUCUGGCAGAGGGAUGUCGAAGAGUCGGUUCGUCAGAAUAACCCUAAACCAUUUGUCGAGGAAGCUAUGCUCCAGGUGUCGAAUUGGGGUUCCAAUCUCGUGGAUCUUCAAGUGCAAAGAAAAUGCCCCAAGAAAGGAAUAUUCUCUUGGCUGCACUUUAUGUACACUCAGCCGGAAUGUGAAUUAACCGGAUAUCUUGGUCCGAUUCAUAUAUGGCAGGGAAUGGAUGAUACGGUGGUUCCUCCGUCAAUGACUGAUUAUGUGGCGCGUGUACUGCCCACUGCUAAUGUGCACCGGCUUCCGGGAGAAGGCCACUUCUCGUACUUCUCUCUCUGUAAUGAGUGUCAUAGGGACAUAUUUUCGACUAUUUUCGGAAGCCCGCAAGGUAUGCUAUAUACUGUAGAUAAUAAUAAUACCGUAGCAAAAGACGAGGCACAGGAGACCUUGUUUCAGACAAUGUAGAUAACGACAUGGGAUAAAUAAUUCCACUGAAUCCUCGUGCUUAUCGAGAUAUAACUUUAACUUUUACUUCUCGGUGCUGAUAACAGAUAUACGAAAUAGAAAGCACGACAAUGUUGAAAGAUAAAAUCUUUUCUUUUUUUGGUAAUGACGAUUUCUCUGCCUCGUUUUUCUGUGUGUACGAGAUGUCAUGAUAUGAUGCUUCUUGUAUUGCGUAAGGCAUCGUUAUUAGUUUAACAUCAAUGACCUUUGUAUCUAAGCAAUGGCUUCCUAAGUUUAUAUUGAACUCUGAUAAUUAAUACAAACAUGAGGGGGGUUUUUGUAAUUUGAGCAUACCUUAGGGGGUGUCCGUAAUUUGCCAUAUUCGAUGGAAAAUGAGUUAUGUUAUUCUUUUCGUGUGUGUAUUUUGUCUACGAUUGGAAAUCGAACAUAUUAGAUCGGAAUUA
Erythranthe guttata (spotted monkey flower) is the source of this 2117-nucleotide messenger RNA. RefSeq lists its product as uncharacterized. NCBI's taxonomy places the organism in Eukaryota, Viridiplantae, Streptophyta, Magnoliopsida, Lamiales, Phrymaceae. The record is from RefSeq and is a predicted model, not a curated record.